CGACAGUUCAGGAAGCAUCUACAAACAGCCACAGAAACAAGUCAGGGUUGGUGUCUUCGGCAAAAAAACAGCACCAUGUUGCCGACCACCUUGCCACAAAGCAAUGGUGCCCCCGGUUCAAGGGAUGCCGCACGUCACACGGCAGGCGCCAAACGCUACAAGUACCUGCGACGGCUACUACAUUUCAGACAGAUGGACUUUGAAUUUGCCCUGUGGCAGAUGCUUUACUUGUUUACGUCACCACAGAGAGUGUACCGCAACUUCCACUACAGAAAACAGACCAAGGACCAGUGGGCCAGGGACGAUCCAGCUUUCCUGGUCUUGCUCAGCAUCUGGCUUUGUGUGUCAACAAUAGGUUUUGGUCUGGUGCUGGACAUGGGAGUCCUGGAGACUCUGAAACUGCUGCUUUGGGUGGUCUUUGUUGACUGUAUAGGAGUCGGUCUACUCAUAUCAACCCUAAUGUGGAUUGUCAGCAACAAGUACCUUCUGAAACAUCCCAGCAGAAACUUUGAUGUGGAGUGGGGCUAUGCAUUCGAUGUUCACCUCAAUGCUUUCUACCCCCUUCUUGUCAUCCUGCAUUUCCUGCAGCUCUUCUUCAUCAACCAUAUUGUGGUGAUAAACUCAGACUGGUUCCUGGGAUACUUUGUCGGGAACACUUUGUGGCUGAUUGCCAUCAGUUACUAUCUCUACAUCACGUUCUUAGGGUACAACGCUCUACCCUUCCUGAAGAACACCGUGGUGCUGCUCUACCCCUUCGCUCUGCUCGGUCUCAUCUACGUCCUCUCUGUCUCUCUGGGCUGGAACUUCACCAAGGGUCUGUGCUGGUUUUACAAGUACAGAGUCCAGUAAAACCAGUUGGCCUCUGACGUCGGACACUAGUUGGCUUCAAGCCGACUCAGAAUCUGUUUCCACCUCCUCUGUCAGUCAACAUCUGAUUGAGGAGGACCUCUGGUUGACUCAGUCAUCUGAAACACCGGGUUGAUUGACGCUGAGCUGGUUAACUGUUGCUCGACUCUGAUUGACUCUGCUGAUUUUCUGUUUGGCUCUUAUGUUGAGCUCCAACGUCAGUGAACAGUGAUGUGUUUGGACUAGUUGUAGAAACCGGGGGACAGAUGAGAUGCAGCUUUUAUUGUUUUUUUGUAUGAUUUGUAAAUAGUAUUGUGGCAGGUUGUAAUAUAUAUACCCAGAUGAUUGUCUCAGAAGAAGAAAAAUUUGCUUUGUUUCUUUGAGUUUUCUUUAAAAAAAAAUCCUGCUUAUUGAAGAGAAAAAAGGAAAGUAGAGGAACAUGGGAUGCAAACUUUUUUCCCCUUCUUUUUUCUAAAAAUGUACAUUCCAGAGUACUUUCAAUAAAAGGUUUUAUGAACUGAA
Molecule: messenger RNA, 1368 nt
Organism: Chelmon rostratus (copperband butterflyfish)
Lineage: Eukaryota; Metazoa; Chordata; Actinopteri; Chaetodontiformes; Chaetodontidae
Gene: unc50
Product: unc-50 homolog (C. elegans)
Exons: 6
Coding region: 76-849 (257 amino acids)
Cellular component (GO): Golgi membrane
Source: RefSeq, a predicted model, not a curated record